UUUUUAAAUAAUUUAAUUUUGUUUAUAUUUUAAAAGCUUUAACAAAGACAGGGCGAUAAGUGCAAGAUAUUUGUUUUCAAUGUUCGCAAAGAAACGCUUGUUGAGGCGAUAGAUAUACUUCUCCUGAUUACGAAUAGCAUAAUCAUUACGUGUUUUUUUCAUUAUUGUUCUUGAAAAACAGGAAAAAUUAUUUGGUAGUUCACCUACUCUCUGUUAGUGACGCUAGUCUACCUCAUGCGCAUUUUUCAUUAGUAUGUUUAUGUUGUGUAAUUGGGACUGGUUGGUACUCUUGCAUCUAGAGACUUAUUCACGUAUUUGUAUUGUAUUAUUGUAUCGACUGCCUUUUCUGUGAUGAUCUGUGAUUAAAUCUCCUCUAAACGUUUAAUGUACAUGAGUCGUUUUAUAAACAUUCAAACAACGUAUUAUUUUUAAUUUUAUUUUUAUGUAGAUUUCUUAGAAAUGGAUAUUAGACAAACUACAGGAUUUUAUGAUUUAUGUAUAAACGUAUCUCCAAAUGAAAAGCACAAUUGGUAUCCUCUUUUGUUAAAAUUACAUGAACUUGGUUUUAAGACGGUUGCAAUAAAUACUAAUUUAGAUGAAAGUAUUCUUGGAGCGGAUAGGAAAAAAAAGAAAAGACACGACGGAGAACCAUCACAAAGUAUUAUACCUGAAGUAGUCGAUAUAGAAAAUAUAAAAAGAGACUUUCAUGGAAAACUGAAAGUUUUUAAUAGAAUUAGCUUCUUGUGUUCUGAUCCUGCAAAGACACACGCAUUGAAUCAUUGUGCAACCUUAAAAAAGUAUGAUUUGUAUGCAUUUGUUCCAAAAACACAAAAUGCGUUACAGUUUGCAUGUACCCAGUUAAACACAGACAUAAUUACUCUGAAAUCAUCUUCUACAACUUUUAAACUUAAUAAAAAGCUAUAUGAACAAGCUGUCGAAAGGGGGAUACAUUUUGAAAUUCAGUAUACAGAUUUAUUAAACAUAGAAUCUAGAAAACUUACAAUUCAUUAUUCGCAUCUCUUUCACACCUAUGGAAAAAGCAAGAAUGUAAUAUUAUCCAGUGGUUCCAAUGAUGUCAAUAGCGUUAGAAAUCCAUACGAUCUAAUUAAUUUAUCAUGUUUACUUGGAUUAAACGAAAUUAAAGCAAAAGCAUCGAUAUUAUCCCAAUGUAAAAAACUUCUUUUGAGAGCAGAAAGAAGGCGUAGAGGGAAAGCAGCUUUUAUUAUUGAAGAGGAAACAAAAACAAUUGAUAUUAUUGAAGAUGACGGAAGAUUUACAAAAAGAUUAAAAUCGUGAAUAAAAUUUGUGAAAAACAGAAAAGAAUGACAUAGAG
This is a messenger RNA of Hylaeus volcanicus, 1333 nucleotides long. RefSeq names its product ribonuclease P protein subunit p30 (gene Rpp30). Gene Ontology annotation, cellular component: nucleolar ribonuclease P complex. Bases 460 to 1296 code for a protein of 278 amino acids. Gene Ontology annotation, molecular function: RNA binding. Gene Ontology annotation, biological process: tRNA processing. The record is from RefSeq and is a predicted model, not a curated record. Lineage: Eukaryota; Metazoa; Arthropoda; Insecta; Hymenoptera; Colletidae. The transcript is spliced from 3 exons.